Molecule: messenger RNA, 2890 nt
Organism: Lactuca virosa
Lineage: Eukaryota; Viridiplantae; Streptophyta; Magnoliopsida; Asterales; Asteraceae
Source: the annotation of a GenBank genome assembly
GGGGGGAAAGAGAGAGAGAGAGAGAGAGAGAGAGCAGUGGGGAAAGGUAAAGGUGAGGCGAGAAACUCAUUUGCAGAAAUACCAUCCAGCCAAGGUGACUCUCUCUCACACACACGCACUCUCCUUCGACCCUAAUCAAUCAAUCGGUCGAUCGAUCUAUCAGAUAACGGAACCCAGAUUCUUGUGGUAGUUCGGGUGUUCUUGGAUUCCAUUUUUACGGACGAUGAUUGUCGGUAAUUGGUAAGAUAAGGGAAAUUGUUUCUGCGUAUGGGGUACAACUUACAAGCAUCUCUUUUUUCUACAAAUUUCACGAUGCGUUUAACCUAGAUCGUUCCGUGAACAAACAGGAAUCUCGAACCGAUUUGGGUUUCGUUUUCGCUGAACGUAAGAUCGAUAUCCGGAUCUCUUUAGUUGUUGCAAACUGUUUAUUGAGAUAAGCUCGAGGGAAAUAAAUCAAAAUCAAAUCUGUUACAUCUGCGAUUUUUUAUCGGAGAGAAAAACAAUCAACGUUUGGGAUGCAUCCUGCUGCUGCUUCAAGGGAUUGAUUUUAUCAUCUUCAAGCUGUUAAUUGAUCAAGAGCUUUUAGAAAAAUGGAUAAAAAGAAAGUUGUGGCAGCCGUGGGAGAUGAGGAAGCCUUAUUUUUGUUAGGAAAUCAUACAAACCAUGAAUCUGAUGAGAUGGAAACCGAUGAAACUAGAAUAGAGACUCAAAAUAACGAUACUGUAACCUGCAAAUCAGACGACAGGGAUGAUGAAAACGUGGUGUUCUCAAAAGAAUCAUCACCUCUUGUAAGUAAAUCCACCUUGCUCUCAACAGAUUCUGGAGCUAUAAAAUUUGAAAAAUGUUCACAAGAGAAGAAACUUAGUAGACAAGAUAGGAUUGAAUUGGGGCGAUUGUUUCAAGGUGCAGUGAGUUCCCAUGAUUGGGAACUCGCAGAAAGUUUGAUCUCUUUAGCAGAUCCACAAACACUUAACGAUGCUCUCUGCAUUUCACUCGAUUCAAUUUGGUUUUUGAGCACCCAUCAUGAACUCGAUGGAAUCACUGCUUUAAUCAAAACCAUAAUCUCCAAUGGUGCUUCUGAUUUCACAAGAGCAGCAUUAAGAACUUCCUUCUUAGCUUCAUGUGUUUCCGCCUGUCAAAGCCGCACUAUGAGCCUUGCAGAUACCGUAUCCGUAAUGGCAAAACGGUUACAUGAACGAUUACAGGAGUGUAAUGGGGAUGAAGUGUUAAAAGCCGAAGCUGGUGCUAAAGUCCAGAAGUUCACGGAAUGGGCAUUGAAAUGUAUAGGAUUCCAUUCCCGUUGUCAAGGGAAUAAAGACAGAGUGAAUCAGAAUUCCGCUGCUCAGGUUCAAUUACAGUUGUCAGCUUUCAAGACUUUCUUGGAUCUUGCUGGGAAUCAUUUAACAGGGAAGGAUUUCACAGAAGCAUUCGAUGCAGCUUGUUUUCCUCUUACUUUAUUUUCUAGUUCUUUUGAUCCUGGUUGGGCAUCAGGUAUGUCAGCAACUGCAAUUCAAGGUUUGCUGGCCAUGUUAGUAGAAGGAGGCGCCGAUAAUGUCAAUCAAUGCUUUCUUGAAGCUUCAAGAUUCGGAAGCACAGAGCUUGUUCGCAUCUUAUUGCAAAUUGCUCAAAGAAACAGCUUGGAUGUAGACGUUGAUUUAGCCCUAGGAUUUGCCUCCCACUACUCAAAAAUCUCCACCAUGGAAUGUCUAGUGGAAGAAGGAAACGCGAUGGCUUUCCUGGGCCCACUAAUGAGAGCUGCCGAACGCGGUUGCAUGCAGGUGGUCCAGUGGUUCGUGAAACGAGGCUGCCGGGACAUGGAACUUUGUCUAGCCCUAACCGCCGCCACCUCCUCCAGCCAAGUCGACAUCGCCGCCUAUCUCCUCCCUCACGUCCCCCAACACGUCCUAGCGGCACUCAGUAUCGAAAUCCUCAAAGCCGCCGGAGAACGCUCCGGCGGCUCCCUAGAAGGUGUCGCCUUCCUCCUCCAAUCCAAUUUCCUCGGCGACCCUGCCGCCACGUACGCGGUGGCGGAUUCGAUUUCGCGGUCGGAUGACGACUCGGUGGCGCCGGAGCUCCGGAAGUUUUUACAGGAGGAGUGGUCGGAGGCGGCGUUUUUCGCCGGAGUGAGCUCCGGCGAGGUUCAUUACUUUAAUUUUGUUAGUAUUUCAAAGUGGGGUGAAUCUCCGAUUAGUUUGAUGGAUUUACCGGGGCCUUUGAGGGUGGCGAUUGCGUAUUUACCGCUGUAUAGGGAGUGUGUGAAGGCGGGCGGUUGUUUGUUGUCGCAGCAGCUGAGGGGGCGGUUGGUGGAGGCGGUGAAGCGGUUGAGUGGGGUGGUGAUGGAGGAGGCGGGACAGGGGCGGGAGCUGUUGGGGGUCUUGGAGCAACACCUUCCUCCAUUUUUGUUGAAGGGAUGAUAAUGAUGAUGAUGAUGGUAAUGAUAUGAUGUGAUGAAAUGUGUUGUGUUUUAAGAAGUGAUGAAGAAAUUUUGGAUCUUUGUGGGUCCUGUUGAAUGAAUGAAUGAAUCUUGUGUCAAAUGAUCUUUGUAGAAGUGAUAUGACAAUAGAGAUUUGUGAAAGCUUAAGUGGCAUUAUUCCAAUCUUUUAAGAAUUUCACUUUGGUAAUGUGGUGUUUGGAUUUUGCAUGAGUUUUUUCAUAGUUUUAAAAGAUUUAACUAUAAUGAUAUGAUCAAAUGUGGAUUAAAUGAAAUUUGUGUACGAGGGUUCUAAAGUUUGUUUAUUAAAAGUAGAAUGGUAACUAAAUACUCAAUAGGCCUUUAAGCAUAAGGUGUGUCAAACAAAGAGUAAAGACACAAAUAGUAAGGAUGCCAUUUGAAGUUGUUUACCUUUAAAUUGGGAAUAACAUGGAUCAUUCUUUGUUGAUGAGUUUAAUA